Amphiprion ocellaris (clown anemonefish) is the source of this 5832-nucleotide messenger RNA. RefSeq names its product inhibitor of Bruton agammaglobulinemia tyrosine kinase (gene ibtk). Gene Ontology annotation, biological process: negative regulation of protein phosphorylation. Gene Ontology annotation, cellular component: cytoplasm; nucleoplasm. Gene Ontology annotation, molecular function: protein tyrosine kinase inhibitor activity; protein kinase binding. The transcript is spliced from 29 exons. The coding region runs from base 729 to 4760 and encodes 1343 amino acids. The record is from RefSeq and is a predicted model, not a curated record. Lineage: Eukaryota; Metazoa; Chordata; Actinopteri; Pomacentridae.
GUCUCGACCUUAACGAGGGUUUUUACCUAACUGCAGUGUUUCAGGGGUUCAGUCCAUUAAGGAAAGUGUUUGCGUUUCUCUGGUGUAGUAAUGACACAGCGGAUUUACGUCGUUGAUGCUACCUUCUCCAUGUCCACUUUUCUCUUUAUCUAGCGGAAGGUGCACUCUACAAUUAUGGAGUUUUGAAAAACGAAGUGAGGAUUUUGGGGGGAAAGGGAGCCUUUCCCCUCAAGUUUGAUGGUUGGACUGCUAGAAGAGAAGGUCAGAGGGUUGUUGAAAUUGUUGCCUUUUGUAAAUAAUGAAAUGAAAAACUAUUUUUGCAAACAUUGAAAUGUACAAUUUUGUAUAAAGCACGCCAAAAAAAGUGUAUUUAUUGAGUUUUUGAUGCCAGCUUAUGCUGCAAGCACCUUAGUUUGUGUUCGAUUAUUGGUCGAAAUGGUGGACUGAACAAGUCACGCAAAGGCUCUGGGGUCGCUAGGGUGCGGUGGAACCUCAACACAAGCACAAUUCUAGCGCUCCAAACCAUUUCGACCUUUUGUCGAUAGUUUUUUUUUUCCUUUCUUUCCUUUGGAGAACAUCUCUGUUUUAGUACGCGAUUUAAGUGACAGUGUUGCUUGUUUAUCAUAUUGUUUUUGAGUUUGUUUGCAAUUGUGGGUGGUGGGCUGUCAGAAGGACUUUGUAAUACAAAAGGGAGGAGGGUGCACGGGGAAGAUUUGGUGGAAGUCAGGAUGAGUCUGGUACCGCUGGACUGCACCCCAAAAUGCCGGUCACAGCAGCAUGCAGACCAGGUGGUAGCAGCACUAACGGGUGGCUCCGAGGGGCAGCUCCGGGCAUUCUUGACUUCACACUGCCACAAUGCAGCCACCUUGCGGGAUGCCUUUGGUCGCACAGCCCUGCACCUUGCAGCCUCACUGGGAAAGAAAGCCCUGCUCGAAUGGUUGCUGGAGAGUAAGAGUGCUGACCUGACGCUGAAGGAUAAGGAGUCCGGCUGGACCGCUCUACACCGCAGCGCCUUCUAUGGACAGAUCCACUGCCUCAUAUCACUGGUCAGGCAUGGGGCACUUCUGUCUACUCAAGACAAGGAGGGUCUGUCUGUCUUGGACCUGACAAUGAAGGACCGACCAGCACAUGUUGCUUUCAAAAACACUGACCCAACUGAAGUAUACACGUGGGGAAACAAUACUAAUUUCAGUCUCGGUCAUGGCAAUCAGGAGAGCCGACAGCACCCUGAGCUUGUGGAUGUGUUUGCCAGGACUGGAGUUUAUAUCAAGCAGGUGGUCCUGUGCAAGUUCCACUCAGUGUUCCUGUCUCAGAAAGGCCAAGUGUUUACCUGUGGACAUGGACAGGGAGGCAGACUUGGCCAUGGAGAUGAACAGACUUAUAUGGUUCCUCGAAUGGUGGAGGGUCUGAUGUCCCACCACUGCUCCCAGGUGGCAGCGGCUAAGGACCACACCGUGGUGCUGACGGAGGAGGGCUAUGUUUAUACUUUUGGCCUCAACACCUUCCACCAGCUGGGCCUUGCUCCACCUCCCGCCUCCGCACAUGUCCCUAAACAGGUGUUCUCCAAGAUGCUGAAAGGAAGGACUGUGAUUGGAGUUGCAGCAGGAAGGUUUCACACAGUGCUGUGGACCAGGGAGGCUGUCUAUACAAUGGGACUCAAUGGAGGCCAGCUGGGUUACUUGCUGGAUCCUAAUGGGGAAAAAUGUGUGACAGCUCCUCGGCAGGUGUCAGCCCUGCACCACAAGGAUGUUACCAUAGCCAUGGCAGCAGCUAGUGAUGGAGCAACAGUAGUUGUGACUGAGAAGGGGGAUGUUUACCUGCUAGCUGACUACCAAUGCAAGAAAAUGGCUUCAAGGCAACUUAACAUUAAGAAGGUCCUGGUCAGUGGUGGCAGUCUGGACCACCGAGUAGAUCCACAGAUCUUAAACGAUGGAGGAGGGGAGAAGGUCGUCAUUUUGGCGUUGGAUGAAGCUGGGAGGGUGUUUUGCUGGCGGUCCUCUGGCAGCUCAGUGAGACAGUGCCGGUGGGCGUACGCACGUCAGGUUUUCAUGUCGGACAUCGCUCUCAGCAAGAACAGCAUGAUGUUUGUGACUCAGGACGGGGAGGGCUUCAGUGGCAUGUGGGCUGGAGAAUAUAAGAAGUACGGGGAGAAGAAAGAGGUUAGUGUGGAAGUUUGUGGCCAUUCAGAUGCAGGCUCACUGUACGAACGAAUCCGCCUGGAGAAACUCCCCUACGUCCACAGAGCCGUCAGCAUCACCAUGGACUCCAAAGGACGAAACUUUGGUGUGCUUCAGGCCGAUCCCAAGACUAGCUUGUAUGAGGUUCCCAGCAUUUCUCCAUCCUCCUUCUCCCAACACUUCCGGAGCCUUCUGGAUGAGGCGGACGAAACAGACAGCAUCCACGAUGUGACGCUUCAGGCUGGGGAUCGCACCUUCCCGGCUCACAAGUACAUUCUGUCCAUGAGAUCCGAGUUCUUCCGGAAGCAGUUCAUGUCCGAGCAUUGCGGGCUUGAUGAUGAGCUUGACAAGGAAGUGAGGAAGAGCGAAGAUGCUGUGGGCUGUGAUUUACUCAUUUUGGAAAAAAUCCCACCAGACAUGCUGGAAUACGUGCUCCACUUCAUCUACACAGACUCCUGCGAGCUGCUGGUGCAUGGGGCCCGGCCAAGAGUCUCAGGGGUCGUGGUAGGACAAAACCAGGAUUCAGAGCAGGAGAGGCUUAUCAGCAGCCUGCAGGACUUGGAUCUGAGAGGUCGCUCAGCCCUCGAGGUGUACCGUUCCCUUCCCAAUGCAACCAAAGGUGAGAGCGACAAAGCCAAGAGCAAGACCUCCAAGCCUGGCAAGAAGGGUAAAGGAGGCAAAAGUGACAAGGCCGGAGCCAACGAAGGAGGGGCCAACCCUGUGAAAACCUUACAGGGUGUCGCAAAGAAGCUUGGCCUGAGCAGCCUGUCAGCACGGCUGGAUGGUGUCAAAUAUGAAAAUGGAAAAAUCAAUGUUAUACUCAAGAAAACUGGAAACAAACCCAAAUUCUACCGGAAAAAAUGCUCAUAUCUUUGCGAUGUUACUUUGAAAUCUGAAGAUGGGAAAGAGUUUCCUUGUCACAAAAGUGUUCUCUGUGCAAGACUAGAAUACUUCAACAGUAUGCUGGGAAACCCUUGGAUUGAGGCCACAUCCUGUUCUGCACUUGAGAUGCCGACCAGCUCAGAGAUUCUGCACGUCAUUCUGGAAUAUAUUUACACAGAUGAGUCUCCCACCAUCAAAGAGUCUCUGAAUGUGGAGUUUGUCUGCAACGUGCUGGUUGUGGCUGAUCAGCUCCUCAUCACACGACUGAAGGAGAUGUGUGAGGUCGUCAUCACAGAGAACUUGACACUGAAGAAUGCUGCAGAGCUGCUGGAAUUUGCCACCAUGUACAACGCAGAGCAACUUAAACUCUCUUGCCUCCAGUUCAUCGUGCUCAACAUGGCUGCCCUGCUGGAGUCAAAAGCUCUGGAUAUUCUUAGUGAUGAUGUGCUCUUGGAGCUUUCUGCAGCCUACAGGAGGAUGAUCCCAGCAAUGCAAAAGCGUGUUAUCACUCCGUACCCUGAUGCACCUGACCUCAGUAUGUAUGUGGAUGAAGAUUUGGACUCGGCAUUCAGCCCCAAACCAGAGGCAGAACUGGAUCACUCUUGCAGAGAAAUCCUGUUAAAGAAGGCCAAGAUGAAGGCUAAGAAGAAACCAAGGAGACGCUCAGACAGCUCAGGAGGCUACACUCUCUCUGAAGUCAUUCAAAGCCCUCCUGCUGCAGUGGUGUCUCUGAACCUGGUGAAGUCCAACAAAGCUAAUUCAACGGAGUCACUGCAGGAGCUUCUCACGUCGGACUCAGAAGGCAGCUACAUGGGGGUGGGCAGUCCUAGAGACAUGCAGUCACCCGUCUUCCAUGACAGAGCUGAGGAUGAGAAGGCUCUCAGUCCGAGGCUAAAGACCCCACCCAGCACCCCAACUUCCCUGAAGAACGGCCUCCCAACUCCCCCUAACUCUGCUCCACAAACCAUCCCCAAGGUCCUUCCCUGUCCGGCUCGUGCACCUCCAGUUUUGGACCUGAGAACCAUCAUGGACAUGGAAGCCAACUCUCUACAGACUCUUGGAGCAACUCCUAAAAGCCCUGGAAGUGUCAGCACCAGCAUCAAGCACUCCCCUGUUUCCACCAAACUGUCCCAGAAGCAGAGGAAGAUGUUGGCCAUGGCCAGCAAGGAGACCAUUGUGGAUUCCACAGCAUCCAAACCAACCCCCACAAUCACUCUAUCCAAAAGCAGUGGGAAGGCCUGGGCAACGGCCGUCCAGUCUCCACCCUCAUCGUGUUCUUUUCGGGCUCUGCUGGAGGAGGAGGAGAAUCGUUUAAUCAGAGUGGGUCAAGCAGGAAGUCAGAGGGGUCAAGGUGCCCUCGGUUCACCUGUCACUGUUACACCUGCUGCCAGGAGGGUCACGUUCAAAUGUGCUGAAAGCAGCGAGACGGAGAGACCCACUGGGCCCUGGGUGCUGGGUGCAGUGGGCAGCCCUCCACUCCCCUCCCUGGUGACCUUUGCUUCCAUCGUGGAGGAGGAGAAGCAGCAGGAAGCCGCUCUGAUCCGCAGCCGAGAGAAGCCGCUGGCGCUCAUCCAGAUUGAAGAGAGGGCAAUCCAGGACCUUCUCCUACAUUAUAAAGCGCGUGACAACCCAGAUGAGCUAAUAGUGGUGGAGAGGUCUUCCAGAGGUCCUAUGGCAGCCCCAACCUGGAACAAACACUGAUGUUUAACAGCACAUACCAUCAAAGUGAGAACAUCGCGUCCAGUUGUCACUCUGUAUUUUUGUCAGCGUCUCAGCUGCAGCUUCCGCCAGAACCCCAUCACAUCCAUCAGUCCGUGUUGAGAUGUUCCUCAGACUCAACCAGCCCAGCUGAGCCUGAAGCAAAACUAUGCUUCCUUCUGCAGUGUUACUUUCUUUUAUUGCUGCUCAGCAUUUUGUUUGUGUGUGAGAGAGAAUGAGUGUUUUCCAUAAUUGAAUGUGGUCUUGAAGAGAAGUUUUGGGCCUGGGAUUACUUGUGCAUGUUUCAUUUUUCUUUCUUUUUUUUUUUUUGGUGGAAUUAUAUCAUUACUCAGCAAAACAAUAACAUGAAAAGUAAACAACUUUCAUAAGUAAAUAUUGUAAGUGAUGUGAAGUUGAAGUUGCCAAAGAAAUGAAAAUAUACUGAGAUCUUCAAGCCACAAAAUGGGUCCAAACUAUGGGUGUGUGGAAGCUCUUGGUGUGAGUAAGAAAUUCAGUGCCAAUUAUCAACUGUGGCAGAGCAUCAACUGCACUUAAUAAGUAAAGUAAGCUGUUUACCAAGGCAGUACAGAUAGUUUCUUUCUAUGUUCCAUUUUAUCUUCUACAAUAUCUAAUGUUUUCGUGGUUGCAUCAGCUGAUUUGCAGUGAUAUGCUAAUAUUGCUGGAAUUUGUGAAUAUGCAUUUUAAACAUGAAUAUAGUUCACAUUUGGCAGUUGAAAUACAUUAAUUGAUGCAGUUGCAGUGACUUGUGAAGUCAGACUACACUUAAUAGGAUAGAUUGUGUGAAACUGGUUAAAAAUGGUGGUGUGCCUUUAUUAAUGAAUGACACAUAGAUACAGCAGCUAAAAAUCUUAUUUUUCUCUGUAUUUUUUUCUUUCUCCCUUGUUUUACUCUCCAGUUCUUUUCCUAGAGCCAGUGUAAGCUUGACAGGUACCUCAGAUCUGGACCAUGCAUUGUCAUCUUCAGAUGCCAUUUUUCCAUACGUGCGUGUGAAUAAGACUUAAGGAUGUGAAGAGAAAAUGGCAUGCAAUAAUAAAAGAACUCACCUGUGCAAUGA